UGAGCCAAUUAGUAAAAACAUUCUUGGAAAUCCAGCAGAUUGCAUCAAAUCAGAUAAGCCCUAUUGAGAAAACGAUUAACCAUGUGGCUGUCAGUUGUUCAAAACAAUAGCAGGGCUUAUUUAAAUGCCUCUGUGGUGCAGCUCAGGUGUUUGUGUGUUUUAGCUCCCGCUGCCUGAAAGUCUCUUCUUCUGCUGCUCUCCAACUGUCAUUUGUUCCCCCACCCCACUGGCGUUCUUCAGGGGAUCUCUGCCUCGUGAUUUUACUGUCCUUCACUUUCUCACUCAAAUCACACACACACACACACACACACACACACACACACACACACACACACACACACACACACACACACACACACACACACACACACACACACACACACACACACACACACACACACGCGCGCACACACACACACACACACACACACACACACACACACACACACACACACACACACACACUGGAGCGUACUCCCAGGUGGUGAGUGGUUGCUUUGAGCAACAGCAACAAAGUCCCAAGUGUUCAGACUGUCACCUCUCCUUGCACCAAUUCUUCAUUCCAUUAUCUUAUCUCUACAUGUCCAUCCCAAUAUCCAUCUCAGAAUAUGUUGGGUUUUUUUUUCCGUUUCCUAAACCCAUUCAGCAGUAUUUUUGACUUUUAUUAGCAAAUUUCUCAGUUUGGCAUCUAAAUAAAUCAGUUAAUAGUCAUCCCUUCUUCUGUCAACAUACAAAUCUCUCUGCACAUCUUGGAUUUUGACACACUAGGAGGACUUUGGAUGUAAGGUGGCAGAGCUAAGGAGGAAAACGAGGAGAUCAAACUAAAAGAAGGUGGUAAGAGAGUGACAUGGUGAAGGAAAGCUCAGAGCGAGUGAGAAGCAGGAGAGGGACAUUCAGAGGCUGUGGAUAUUCAGAGCAGGGUCCACAGGCAGAAAGUGACUUAUUGAGUGGGGUAUCUCUGCACCUCUGUGAGCUUAAACCAUCUCCACACCUCAAUCAACAAGAGCCCUGCACCUCAGAGACUGAGGCUUUCUCCGCCUCGCCGUUCUUUAUUUUCUCGCCACCUGCAAUCAGAUAUUUUGUUUUUUUUACCUCUUCUUCCACCUCGUCUCCAGUUUGUUAGGCAUUUUAUCUCUUUCUCUAAGCCACUUUGAUCCAGAUUUAAAUACUGCACCCCUCCUCCUUACACCCUCUCUCCAUUUUUGCCUUGUUUCCCUAUUUCUCUCUCUCACCCUUCUCUCUCUUGCUCUCUCUCUUUCUCUCUCUCUCUCUCUCUUUCACUCUCUCUCACUGUGAGAAGGGAAAACAACAUCAACGGCUGAGGCACAGUAUCAGCACAUGCAACAGGGAGCAGGCUGCACCUUCUGUCUCCCCACCUUCCUCUCAGACUCCUAUUUUUCUCGGAGGAAGGUUGCACAGAAGAAGAGACUGCAGGAGUGGACCAGAGCUGGUGAAGAUCUACCACAAAACUCUGUUUAAUAGAAAAUCAGAAGAAGGGCAAAAGUCUGAAAGACAGAGUUGGAAAUUUUUGUGCUGCAUUUUUGAAGUUAAAAGAAGAUGAACAAUAGAGAGGACAUGGAGCGUUAACAGGUGGUUGAGACUUUAAGAAUGAAGAUGCCACCUGUGGCUCCAGUUUGAUCCAAGAACAGCCUCCUCGAUUAACUGUGGCUGCCUUCCCCGCAACACAUCUUGGCUAAAUUUUAACACUGAUGGCGUCCAAGAAGAAGUGGGCAGAGCGAAGGGAGUUAAGAAGAGACCGUCCUUUCUCCACUCGGGAUGAUUCAUCUGUUGCAUCCGGAGCAUCUGGGCCGGGCCGUUCCACCACCAGGGGGCGGUUCUCUGAGUCGUGGAAGAGGCUCAGCUCCAGAGGGGGCUCCACCAAGAGGGGGGCACUGAACUCACAGCAGCCACCGGCACAGAAAUCAUGGAUAGAAAGAGCAUUCAGCAAGAGAGAAUGUGUUCAUAUCAUAGUGAGUGCCAAAGACCCUCAUAGAUGCUGCUGUGGUCGUCUCAUAGGUCAGCAUGUGGGUUUACCGCCCGGCAUCUCGUCCAGUCAGAAUGACAAGGCAGAGCGUUUGGCCAAGAAUGACAGCUUGUCGGAGAAGUGGUCGAUCAGCAAACACACGCAGCUCAGUCCCACUGAUGCCUUUGGCACCAUUGAGUUCCAGGGAGGAGGACACUCCAAUAAAGCCAUGUAUGUGCGAGUGUCUUAUGACACAAAGCCUGACCUGCUGCUGCACCUGAUGACCAAGGAGUGGCAGCUGGAUCUUCCCAAGCUGCUCAUCUCAGUCCAUGGAGGCCUACAGAACUUUGAAUUACAGCCUAAGCUCAAGCAGGUCUUUGGCAAAGGGCUCAUCAAAGCUGCCAUGACAACAGGAGCUUGGAUAUUCACAGGAGGAGUUAACACAGGUGUGAUCCGGCACGUUGGAGAUGCAUUAAAAGACCACGCCUCCAAAUCCAGAGGGAAGAUCUGCACCAUUGGCAUCGCUCCGUGGGGAAUUGUGGAAAAUCAAGAGGAUCUUGUUGGUAAAGAUGUGGUGCGUCCAUACCAGACCAUGUCCAACCCCCUGAGCAAGUUGACAGUUCUUAACAGCCUCCACUCUCACUUCAUCCUGGCAGACAACGGCACCACGGGCAAAUAUGGAGCUGAGGUCCGACUGCGACGGCAGCUGGAGAAACACAUCUCCCUCCAGAAAAUCAACACACGUAUCGGUCAGGGCGUUCCGGUGGUGGCUCUCAUUGUGGAAGGAGGACCUAAUGUGAUCUCCAUAGUGCUGGAGUACCUCAGGGACACUCCUCCGGUCCCUGUGGUGGUGUGUGAUGGCAGCGGGAGAGCGUCAGACAUCUUGGCCUUUGGACACAAAUACUCUGAAGAAGGAGGCAUAAUCAAUGAGUCUCUUAGAGACCAGCUGCUGGUGACCAUCCAGAAGACUUUCACCUACAGCCGCACACAGGCCCAACAUCUGUUCAUCAUUCUCAUGGAGUGCAUGAAGAAGAAGGAACUGAUAACAGUUUUCCGGAUGGGCUCUGAGGGUCAUCAGGACAUUGACCUUGCCAUCCUCACUGCAUUACUCAAAGGUGCCAACGCUUCAGCUCCAGACCAGCUGAGUUUGGCUCUGGCGUGGAAUCGAGUGGACAUCGCCCGCAGUCAGAUAUUCAUCUACGGACAACAGUGGCCUGUUGGUUCCCUGGAACAGGCGAUGCUUGAUGCCUUAGUUUUGGAUAGAGUGGACUUUGUGAAGUUGCUGAUCGAAAAUGGAGUCAGCAUGCAUCGUUUCCUCACGCUUUCCAGACUGGAGGAGCUCUACAACACGCGACAUGGACCAUCAAACACGCUGUACCACCUUGUCAGAGAUGUGAAAAAGCGAGAAUAUCCAGGGUUCAGUUGGAUCUACUUCAAGGGAAACCUGCCCCCGGACUACCGCAUCAGUCUCAUUGACAUAGGACUGGUCAUUGAAUACCUCAUGGGUGGGGCGUAUCGAUGCAACUACACCAGGAAGCGAUUCAGAACUCUGUACCACAACCUGUUUGGACCCAAACGGCCCAAAGCCCUGAAACUGCUGGGAAUGGAGGACGACAUGCCAAUCCGCAGAGGCCGCCAGAAGACGACGCGUAAACGAGAAGAAGAGGUGGACAUUGAUUUGGAUGACCCAGAGAUAAACCACUUCCCUUUCCCCUUCCAUGAGCUGAUGGUGUGGGCUGUGCUCAUGAAACGUCAGAAGAUGGCGCUGUUCUUUUGGCAGCAUGGUGAGGAAGCCAUGGCCAAGGCCUUGGUGGCAUGUAAGCUGUGUAAGGCCAUGGCUCACGAAGCAUCUGAGAACGACAUGGUGGACGACAUCUCGCAAGAACUCAACCACAACUCUAGAGAGUUUGGCCAGCUGGCUGUGGAGCUCCUAGAUCAGUCAUAUAAACAGGAUGAGCAGAUGGCGAUGAAACUUCUGACAUAUGAGCUGAAAAACUGGAGCAACGCCACCUGCCUGCAGCUGGCGGUAGCAGCAAAACAUCGAGAUUUCAUCGCUCACACCUGCAGUCAGAUGCUGCUGACCGACAUGUGGAUGGGACGCUUGCGCAUGCGCAAAAACUCAGGCCUCAAGGUGAUUUUAGGUCUUCUUUUGCCUCCGUCCAUCCUGAGUCUGGAGUUCAAAAACAAGGAUGAGAUGUCCUACAUGCCUCAGGACCAGGAUACUUAUUUGCAGGAAAAAGAAGAGGAGGAGCCCGAGAAGCCAGUCAAGGAGAAGGAGGAGGAGGACAUGGAGUUCACAGUAAGAUCUUACUGUGAGACGCAGUACAACUCCGUGGCAAUGCUGGGUAAGGUAACCGCAGAGGCAUCCAGAAAAAAGGAUGUCGAGGAGGUUCAGAGCCGCCACCGCCUCAUCCCCAUGGGACGCAAAAUAUAUGAGUUCUACAACGCUCCAAUUGUCAAGUUCUGGUUUCAUACGAUGGCAUAUGUGGGAUACCUGAUGUUGUUUAACUACAUUGUCCUGGUUAAGAUGGACCUGUGGCCUUCUCCCCAAGAGUGGAUUGUCAUUGCUUACAUCUUCACCAACGGCAUUGAAAAGAUGAGAGAGAUCCUGAUGUCAGAGCCAGGGAAGUUGCUGCAGAAGGUGAAGGUGUGGCUUCAGGAGUACUGGAACAUAACAGACCUCAUGGCCAUCCUCAUUUUUUCCGUCGGUAUGGUUCUGCGUCUCCAGGAACCACCGCUCAUGAGCUACGGGCGGGUCAUCUACUGUGUCAACAUCAUCUACUGGUACAUCAGACUGCUCGACAUCUUUGGAGUCAACAAGUACCUGGGGCCCUAUGUGAUGAUGAUCGGCAAGAUGAUGAUCGACAUGAUGUAUUUUGUGAUCAUCAUGUUGGUGGUGCUGAUGAGUUUUGGGGUGGCUCGUCAGGCCAUCCUCAAUCCUAAUGAAGACCCGUCCUGGAUGCUAGCCAGAAACAUCUUCUUUAUGCCCUACUGGAUGAUCUAUGGAGAGGUGUUUGCUGACCAGAUUGACCAUAUGCAUAGUAGGAAGUUACAGCAAAGGCUGAAUGAAAAACUCUGGCUGGUCGAAAAUUACUUUCGAACGCACGGAACCUGGCGUAGCAAUGGUCCAUCCCACAUUGCCCAGUGCAGUCAGAAUCCCACUCCCUGUGGACAGAAUAUCACCACGGAGGAUGGCGUGGUGGUGGCUCUACCACCUUGUAAGACUGGUGCUUGGAUCGUCCCUGCAAUCAUGGCAUGCUAUCUGCUGGUGGCUAACAUCCUGCUAGUCAACCUCCUCAUAGCAGUGUUUAAUAACACCUUCUUUGAGGUGAAGUCCAUCUCAAACCAGGUGUGGAAGUUCCAGCGGUACCAGCUCAUUAUGACCUUCCAUGAGCGCCCAGUCCUUCCUCCACCCCUCAUCAUCUUCAGUCACAUAACCAUGGUCCUCAAGCAUCUGUGCUGCCGCUGGCGCAAGCACGACGACGACGAGAGAGACUAUGGACUGAAGCUUUUCAUCACAGAGGAUGAGCUAAAGAAAGUUCAUGACUUUGAGGAGCAAUGCAUAGAGGAAUACUUCAGAGAGAAGGAUGACAGAUUUCAUUCAUCCAAUGAUGAAAGGAUCAGAGUCACAUCUGAGAGGGUGGAGAACAUGGCGAUGCGCCUGGAAGAGGUCAAUGAGAGGGAACACUUCAUGAAGGCAUCACUGCAGACUGUUGAUAUCCGUCUGGCACAAAUGGAGGAGCUAAUUGGACGAAUGGCCGUUGCGCUGGAGCGUGUGACGGGUGUUGAGCGCGUGGAGGUCAACAAAGCACGAUCCCGGACUUCGUCUGAUUGCACUGAUUCUGCGUAUAUACUCCGCCAAGCUGAGUGCCAGGAUUCCGCAUACAUCCUACGCCAGAGCAGCUUCAACAGCACUGAGGGGAAUGCCUACCGCCUACAGGAGGCGUUGGAGGGAACAGCCGAGGGCUCCAUGUCCCCUCCCUCUCCCACAAGCAUGGCUAUGCGGACAAGAAGUCACUCAUUUUAUGUUGGAGGCGGGCGUGUUGUUGAGCGCGCAAGCGGGGCUGAACGGGCCGAAAGCUUCUUCAAAGAGCGGUCGCUCAGUCUCCACCGAGCCAACAGUUCGCAGUCUGUGUCCUCAGCUGCUGCCCCCAAGGAGUCUAAGCCCCUCCCACUGGCGACGCUGUCGGUUUCCCAGCAGCACCGUCCAUCAUCGUGCAUUGAUAUUUAUGUCUCCACUUCUGAAGAGGUAGGACCAACAGAGGUAUUUCUGGAAGCUCUCCGUGUGGUCCCACCCCUGCAGAGAGACUCCUCGGUGCAGUCAGAUACCAUGGAGACGGUGCUGCGUGGAGGCCGUGACUUCAGCAGCACUGCCACUAGCGGUUUGGGCGACAGGCACUCGGAGGGCGGAGGAGGAAGCAGCGGAACAACUGGAGCUAUGUUUGAUGACAGUGCAGCUGCUGACUUGUCAUUGUGCUCGGCACACCUCUUACCAGACACCACCCUACCUCCUUGGGAUAUGGAACCAUCUCCACCUCCCUCAGCAGGGCUGCUUGAACGCUCUAAGAGCAGCCGCUACCUCUCAACAGCGGGCACGUCCUUCCUGGAUGAGCCUCCUCUGGUGAAGUCCCACAGCCUUAUGUUCACGCCAAGAGGCUGCUAUGGUGGACUUGGGGCAGGGGUCCAGGUAAAGGCAGCAGAGUACACCAGCAUCACUGACUGCAUCGAUACACGCUGCGUCUCAGCUCCAUACACUCCUGCAGAAUGCUCACACUCACCCGGAGCUUCCACCUCAUUCACCUUUGAUAAACCGUCUGACAUUAGUUCCUCUCACCCAGAGAGAGAAGCGGAGCUAAGUCACACAGAGUCUGAUCCAGAGGACCCUGAGGACAUGAUUCCAGCCUCUGAUACCCCUCGGAUAGGGGGCCUUGGUGGGCCCAGUGGAGCCCCUCUCUGCUCCCCCUUCUCCAAGCUGGAGCGCGCAAACAGCUGCUCUUCAGACGACUCCCAUCCUUCCCUCACACUGGCCCCUCCGCACCGGAAGAGCCUGUCGGUGAGUGAGAGGAUGGAGAGGGGACCGGGUUUGGGAGCAGAUAGGGUACCUGGGUCUGGGGGGCGAGGUCUGGUAGGACACAGAAACCCUUUCCUCAGGAGCAAGUCCGGAGCAAGACCUGAAACAGCUAAGACAGACAGCCUGUCUAUAAGGAAGCUGGCUGCUCCAUCAGCUUUCCGCAGCUUUGAUAGACAAAACUACACGUGACAUGGACACAUCACUGCACUCACACACUGUUAGGGCCAAGGUGGAAACGGCAAUGGUGACAGCAGGAUGAAGCUGCCCGUAGAUGCUGGUCUGUACCACACCUACGCUAUAUUCCCUCACAUUUUUCAUUAGAAACAGUUACUCAUAGUCAGUGUUGAGGGGCAGCUUUAUCCUGACCCACGGAUGAGAAAAUGUAGAAGUUUUUAUGUAAAACCAUCAAAAACAAAGAGCUACAAAUCUAGACUAGUUUAUGCCUCUUGUAGCAAAGUACGGGAUGUUCUGACAACGGAAGGUGUAUUUGUCUUGUAUGUCUUCCAGUAUCCAACUUCACAUCGAGUAGACAUCUGUCACUGUGUUGCAUCACAUAUCAGUCACACUAGUCAGAUAAAUAUGCUGUUUUUUCUACCUGCAUUAAUCUGUAGACGCCAUCAGAGAGAAACCAGUAAGAAAGGACACACUCAACUUGUUGGGCCAUGCUUUGUCAAAAUCAUUUCACCGUCUCCAGUCUGCUCAUACGAGGCUAAUGCAUGAAUGGUGGUUUUUGAUGAAAGAAAUGUGUAUGGUGACAAUCUCUCCACACACAAGCAUGGAUGGAAAGCAUUAACAAGUGCAAUUGCAAAUAAUGAGGACUAGAGGGCGCUGUGAGCGUGUGAGUGGGCUCGUGCUUGGCCAGAUUAAACAGAUGUGAACCUUUUUUUUUGCCUGAACCUUACACCAAAAAAUCUUUCCACUCAGUUAAGUCUUAGCUCUCUUUGUAGUCAAACCCCUCCUUUACGUUUUGGAGAUGUUAUUGUUUAUUUAUUUUACAACCAUUUACAUCUAUUAGAUCCGUCCUUCCAUCUAUUCCAAUAUUGCCAUUUAUUUUACCCAUUUUCUGCAAACAGACUCUUAGAGAAAGAUAACUGAUGAAUGGUCCAAAUGUAAAACGGUGUACAGGUCACAGAGUUCUAAAAUAAAGCACUACUUUGAAAUUUAAGAGCUUGGGAAUAAGCUGUUGAGUAUAUGCAUUCUAUCAGAGGUUCGAUAUAUUUUAGAUGACAUGAAAGAAGAAAUAUUGGAUUAAUAAUAUCAUCAAAAAGAUGAACCCAGAUGCUAGUUUUUCCUCUUGUUUUAAUUUUUUUUAUUCUACUGGAAAAGUUUGAUGAGAAACAAAGGAUGUCUGUCCAAUUUUGAUUUGUAAAAAAUAGAUGAAAUUAUUAGAGUCCUAGUUGAUUAAAUAUAUUUUCUCGCAUUUAUAAUUCUGUUUAAUCAUGUUGCAUUUACAUUGAGAUGAUGAUUCUAUUUAUGAACAUUUUUCCUGCUCAUUGAUUGAAGUAAAUGCCUGUUUGAAUUACAAAAUUAAUAUUUAUAUGUUUUCAGUGAUAUUUUUGUCAAAUUAUGAGUAUUUUAUAAUUAAGCUUUUAAAUAUAAUAAAAUAAAAGAUGACCAUCUACAUGCACUAAAAUGAUGAUGUAUAAUAUUAUUUAUUAAUAUCAGUCUCAAACACUGUACAUUUCUAUCAUAUUUAAUGUAUUUUAAGUAGUUUUUAUUGUGUUUUAUCAAACUAUUUAUGAGGACUUUUUUAAUGUUGAUUUGGCAACACAUAGUUGCCAGUUAACCAAACUUAGGGUGCCUUUUUUGGGCAUGGAUGAUGAACUUGGGGAUCUUGUUUGUCUUCUUUAAGAAUCACGUUUGCUUAUCACUUUCUCGUAAACAUCUGCUCUCCUUGUCACCUGACAUACGGUGAGGAAUUGUUGAUUCUGGCAGAUAGUUUCAUUGCAUUUUUUGGGAUUUCUCACAAAAAGGAUAUCUUUAACUUCUCAAAGUUUAGAUUUUUUUUUUUUUUUUUUUGCACAUUAAACUAAAACAUCAAAUUGAGAAAACAGCUUCUCGCUUGUAAUAACUUGAUCUUAUCACGGCCCAAACAUAAACAUUCAUUACUGUUUAAACCUCUCUGUCGCAUAUCAAUAAAGAGGUGCAACUGUCA
Messenger RNA from Nothobranchius furzeri (turquoise killifish), 9189 nucleotides. It is a transcript of the gene trpm3, whose product is annotated as transient receptor potential cation channel, subfamily M, member 3. The record is from RefSeq and is a predicted model, not a curated record. Gene Ontology annotation, cellular component: plasma membrane. Gene Ontology annotation, molecular function: monoatomic cation channel activity. Gene Ontology annotation, biological process: protein tetramerization; metal ion transport; monoatomic cation transmembrane transport. NCBI's taxonomy places the organism in Eukaryota, Metazoa, Chordata, Actinopteri, Cyprinodontiformes, Nothobranchiidae.